Molecule: messenger RNA, 870 nt
Organism: Mucor velutinosus
Lineage: Eukaryota; Fungi; Mucoromycota; Mucoromycetes; Mucorales; Mucoraceae
Exons: 4
Coding region: 1-870 (289 amino acids)
Biological process (GO): positive regulation of transcription by RNA polymerase II
Cellular component (GO): RNA polymerase II transcription regulator complex
Molecular function (GO): protein dimerization activity; DNA-binding transcription factor activity
Source: RefSeq, a predicted model, not a curated record
AUGAGCUCCAUGCAGCAAACUCACUACAAUCAGACAUUCAAUGUCGUCGAUCCAGCAUUUUAUUCUCAACAACCUCAGCAGCAGCAACAGCAGCAUCUUCAGCAAUAUAUGACAUUGCAGCAGCUUGAACUUGAACGCAUUCGUCAGGUACAGCAACAAGCUGCUAUCCAGCAGCAGAGAGCAUUGGAGAUGAUGUAUUACCAACAAGAAAUGCUUCAUCAGAAUCCACAAAACCAUCAAAUGGGCCCAUUGCUCUUGUCCAAUGAACAUUUGAACGAAUUCAUGACACCUCAAAUGGGUCAUUACUCACCUUCCUCCUCCGCAUCCCCUCCUUCUCACUCUAUGAGCCAUUUCCCGAACCAACAAGAUAGAGCCAGCAACGCUACGGGUGGCAAUAAAGCUCAAAAGAGAGCUGAGCACAAUGCCAUUGAGCGUGCACGUCGUGAAUGUUUGAACACCAAAUUCCAGCAGCUUGCACAUUCACUACCUAAUUUGCAAAAUGAUCGCAGACCUUCCAAAGGCACUAUCAUUGAGCGCACGCUUGAAUAUGUUAAACAAACGGUUCAGAAGGAAGAACGCUUCCAAUCUGAAAUUGAUCAGCUCCGUCAAGCAAAUGAGAAUUUGAUUUACAAAAUGACAAGCGACCAUUUUGGCACGGACAGCAUUAUUGAAGAAACCGAUGAAGAACUCGAAUACGAAGACUCCAACACACCGGAUUGCGAUGACAACUUUAGUAGUCGCUCCUCUGUCACAUCCGUUUCUUCGCAUCAUCUGUAUUCGUUCACUGAACAACAACAACCUCAAAAUGCAUUUGAAAAAGCUGGUGAUGCUUCUUUCAUCAGCAGUGGCUCCCCGGCCUUACUCUUGUGA